Molecule: messenger RNA, 1944 nt
Organism: Pomacea canaliculata
Lineage: Eukaryota; Metazoa; Mollusca; Gastropoda; Architaenioglossa; Ampullariidae
Exons: 8
Coding region: 295-1719 (474 amino acids)
Source: RefSeq, a predicted model, not a curated record
GAACAAAGUUUAUAUUAAAAGUUCAGGAUAUCGUCUGUCAGUUCCCAAGUGAGGUUUUUUGAAACUAGCUGAAUUAUUAGUUUCAAAUAGUAACAUGUGGUGGAGAAGACUAAUGGUUUCCCUGCUGCUUGCGCCUUGGUCGAUUCAAGCUUCGUUUUCAGUUUUACAGAUUAUUCGGGAAAUGCUACUUCUCGCUGCCCGAGAUAUGUGAGGGAAGGAAAGUCAUUGAAGUGUGACUGUUUGGUAAGUAUCCCCGAGGUCUCAGUGCUGUGGCCAGGACACUCCAACAACAGCAUGCUGACAGUGCCGAAAGUCACCCGUGCUGAUAACGGUACAGUCUUCACCUGUCUUAUGACUUGGGAUGAACUCAAAACAACAGCAAACUACACACUUCAAGUGUCCUAUGGUCCAGACGAUCAUCACACACGGAUACAUGGCCCUGAUGUGUUGGUUACUGACGGAACGAAAUACUUUAAUUUCACCUGCCAGGCAACCGAUGUCUAUCCUCUCCCCAUAUAUACCUGGGACGGUGUCACGUGUCACAAUAGCGACACUGACACAGGACUUUGUGUACUGAAACCUCAGCCACCAUGGGAUGAUGGACUAAAGAUGCAGUGUACAGCAACAAGCAACACGACUUCACCCUCAGUUGGAAAGACGACACUCCGGCUGAAUCUAACAUAUCCACCCCCGAAACCUCCCAAAAUAGUUGGGUACAAAGCUGGACAAGUUCUCAAAAAUGGAGACAACCUUCACUGCCUUGUAUCCGGAGGAAAGCCGCUGGUGAAAGAAGUGAAUUUCUCGUGUUCCUCUGAUCCGCCUCAUGAAGAUCAACAGGACACGACCAAAGGUUCGUUGGUGGAAAGUUCUCUGACCAUCGGCGCUGUUGACUCAUCCAAUUACAGCAUGCAGUGUGUUUGUGGAGCCACCUGGGAAGCGGAUGAAGAUCUCUACUCACAAACUUCAAGUAUUACUGUCUUCGUACACAACAACGAUGAAGGGAUAUUUUUUGGAGAUGUAAAACUUGGAGUAACUGUCGGUCUUCCGGCUAUUAUCAUUAUCAUCGUAUUCAUCGCGGUUGCAGUUCAUGUGAAAACGAGGAAAACGCAAACAGGUCUGGCCAAAAAGAUCCCUGAAUCCUGCCAUCAGGGUAACGGCAAUGGGCAAACUCAUCAAACAUCGUCUCCAGAUUAUGAAGAAGUUGAUGAACUGGCAAUCCAGGAAUGUAGCAUUGGCACUAUCGUCGAGCAUAGUUCACACGUGCUCAGUGUUUCAAAAAGUAAAGCAUUUUCAUGUGAAAAUAUUGCAUGUAAAAUAUCAAAAUCCCAAAAGAUUUUUCAUUCCUGUUCUACGGGUUUGGACUCUGAAAAAAGAAUGGAAGUGUUCCUUACACCGGGGCUAGGAAUCAGUCCAGGGAAGACAACUCAGCUGUUGGCAGACUCCAAUGACGGUCAGUACACAGAAAUCGACAUACACAUCGAAGGAGAAUCGACGAUGGGAAAUCAUCUAAAUAACUUCACAACAGACACAGUUCCGACAAACACCUGUUCAUCCUCAAGAACACCUGCUCGGGACACACAUGAGAGGUUUGAUAAACUUGUCCUCAAUCCAGUCUCCAUCAGCUUUUCAUCACUCAAUAAACCUGACUCCUGCAAAGAUGAAGGGAAAUUAUACGACACCCUCCGAUGGGGUUCAUACAACACCCUCAAUCGUCACUAAAAUAACAGGAUCCAAAUUCAAACGGACAUAUUUAUCGUCGUUCCACAAGUAACAAUGCAGUCGAUGUUUUAGUCUUGUCUAAAACUCGUCCCAGUAAACAGACCAGGUUCAUUAUCCACAGAGGGAAAAAAAGGUGCGAAAGGUGUGACAGAGGUGCAAAGGAUCUUAUACAUUUGGAAAAAAUCCUUUUAUUGUUUUAAUAAAGUUGAUUUCUCAAAUCAAAAA